AUGUGGCUACGCCUGUUCGGCAAUGGCAAAAGUGGCCACAAGACUUAUGAAAGGGAUUAUAUCUAUAAGGGUGUCUUCUGGGACACGAGAAGUGUGAUCGAGCAAGACUUCUCUCUGCUUCCUGUCUCCAAAGAUAUGCUCUAUCGUGACCUGCUUGAACUUACUUCGUUUGGUGCGGAGAAGCAGAUUUCAGAUGAGGAUGAAGGUGAAGCAACAUGA
This is a messenger RNA of Aspergillus pseudoviridinutans, 219 nucleotides long. RefSeq lists its product as uncharacterized. The record is from RefSeq and is a predicted model, not a curated record. Bases 1 to 219 code for a protein of 72 amino acids. The transcript has 2 exons. Lineage: Eukaryota; Fungi; Ascomycota; Eurotiomycetes; Eurotiales; Aspergillaceae.